AUCGAUUAUACAAAGUGUGCAAAGUGUGAACGGUCCCCGAGACGCGGUUUCUCGUGUGAUCAUGAACUAAAUGCAACAGGUUUUUUAUGUGACCGUCAACUAUAGGCGUAAUAGGUUUUUUCAUGUGAAUUAUUAAACUAUGAUCAAACUUAAGUACAGUAAACGUAAUUUGAAUACAUAACCCCCUUUCCUCUAUGGCUUACUGCGUUCAACUUCAGAUCACCCGUGAAGAAGACACAAAACUGGAAGACAAAAACGACAUCUGAUCCACUGUGUAAAAUGUAUUGACGUAGAAUUAAAAGCAUAAAUAUUUCAGCAUAAAGCAUCGAAAUAUUAUAAUUGGUGUUCUCAAGACUCGAAACUCUUUAUAUAAACUUUAAUUUAACAAAAAUAAACGAAAAGAACAAUAAUAAAAGUAAUAUUUUCCUCAUAAACUCUCACGAACAACGUUUUUCGAACGUCCUUAAAACCCGUUGCCUAGCAACCCCUCAUUGGACAUAGGUUGCCCAAGUUUACUGUUUCGAAAUGUCAACCAUAAAAUGUCAACUAUGAAUUAACUGCAAAAAACAGUUAUCUUCACAACAUUCCCCCUCCCCGCACUGCGUAGAGUGCGUAUCUAAACUAACUGUUCAACUAACACUGUUCCAUCAGUUUUCUUGAAACAGCGGUACUAACUUGUGUAUUGGUCGAACUAAAGUUCUGUCUCCGCACUGGACUUUUGCCACUCGCGUGUGACCGUCUUUACCAGGAUACGUCUCGAUGAUCCGUCCCAGAGGCCAUCGACCUCUUGGUAGGUUGUGAUCUAACGCAAGAACAACGUCGCCCGUUUUCAUGUCGUUCACUAUUUCCGUCCACUUCGGACGCUUGUUUAAUGUGGGAAGGUAUUCUUUCAACCAUCUCGUCCACACCUGAUUGAGUAGUUGUUGCACUCUUCGCCACCGAUUCCGUAAGUUAAAAUUGGUGUAGUCAACCGAUUCGGGAGCCACUUCUCCACCCACUUGCCCGUGUAGGAAAUGGUUUGGUGUUAACGGUGUAACAUCUUUAGGGUCCGUCGUCUGAUAGGUUAAGGGACGGGAGUUGACCAGACUUUCGGCAGCAGUAAAUGCGGUGAUCAAUUCUUCGUCUCGAAUGUCACUGUUUCCUAGGACCGAAUAGAUAGCACGUUUCGCCGACUUGAUCAUCGCUUCAUGUACUCCUCCGAAAUGCGGAGCGGCUGGAGGGUUAAAAUGCCACUGUACUUUGUUGAAGAGGUGGUUUGUCUUCUGCUGAAUACGGUUUGGGUCUAAUUUUCCCACCAAAUCUCUCAAUUCAUUUACGGCUCCCACGAAAUUAGUUCCAUUAUCACUUGUAACUUCGGAUGGUACCCCUCGUCGGCUAGUGAAUCGAGUGAAAGCAUUUAGAAAACUCUCCGUGUCCAGUGCCCAGGCCAUUUCCAAAUGGAUAGCUCUUGUCGCAAGACACGUGAAUAAACAUAACCAUCGCUUUUGACGGUGUCUCCCCCGGCCUUGCACCGUGAUAAAAGGCCCUGCGUAGUCCACAGCGCUCUGGUCGAAUGGACGAAAAGUAAAUCUAAGACGAACUUUUGGAAGUGGAGCCAUUAUUUGUGUCGCAAGCUUCAUCUUCCUCUUUUUGCACUCGUUACAUUCGUUCUCCCAGCUUCGAAUCUCUUCCCGUGCUGCUAUUAUCCAGAAUCUUUGUGACAGUUGAGCCAAAAUGAAAUUCACACCCCCUGUGUGAUUUGCUCUUUCAUGGUAAUGUUUAACAAUUAGUUUGGUUACGUGGGGACCUCGGGGUAGGAUUAUGGGGUGCUUUACGUCAUACGGAAGGUAAUCUGCAUACGUUAGUCUGCCAUCCAUACGAAUGAUUCCAUUCUCAUCAAUUCGAGGUGAUAGCUUAAUCAAAGGACUCUUGGGUGAGAUUGUUUUGUUGCUCUUUAGGGCUUGGUACUCUUCGGAAAAGAUUUCUAAUUGUACGUUGCGAAUGAUAUCUUCUUCUGCGUCCUGAAUUUCUUCUGGCUGUAGCGCUUUUCCAAAUACCCGAUUUGUUUUCUUCUGCAUGUUGCACAGAACUCGGACGACUCGUGCAUAAAUGCAAACCAGACGCAUCCACGAUGAGUACCGAUUGGGGCUUAAUCUCCAUUCGUCUGUUGUCGCGUUCGUUGCGGGAUUUUGUGGUACUGGACUUCCAUGACUAACUAAGACAGUAGGCUUCCUGCUUUCUUUCAUUUCGGUUGGGGGGCUUUUGUCAACAACUCUUGGCCACUUGUCUUCAUCCUUCAAUACCCAGUCAGGACCAUUCCACCAUAAUGAAUUCUCUUUGAGGUCUUCAGCGUUUAUACCACGUGAUAUAAGAUCUGCAGGAUUCUGCUCCGUAGGCACGUGUUGCCAUUGUUGAGGAUCACUAAACAUCUGUAUUUCACCGACUCUAUUAGCCACGAACGCACGAAAGUCCUUUCCAUGACCUCGUAUCCACCAAAGCACAUCGAGACUGUCCGAAUAGAAUGUUACGGUGCUCAUAGGGAUUUCCAAGACUCCAAUAACUGUUUGUGUCAAUCGUAGACCUGUUAUUGCGGCCAUUAACUCCAGACGCGGUACGGUGACUGGUACCAAAGGAGCAACUUUGCUCUUUGAUGCCAAUAGACGACAUGUAGGAGGAUAGGAUUGCUCAUACUCGAACCGGGCAUACACUGCAGCACCAAAUGCACUUGUUGAGGCGUCAACGAAGGUGAUCAACUUGAAAGAUGUAAUUGUUAAUGCAAGUCUAAUACAACGAGGAAUCUUCACUUCUGCUAAAACGGGUAACUGAUUAAGCCAAGACUGAAUUUGGUUUGCUAUGUCGUCAUGUAUUUCAUCAUCCCAAUCAUACCCUCGGCUCCACAACGAUUGAAGCAAUAUCUUUCCUUUUAUGAUCGCCGGCGAAAUCAGACCGAGAGGGUCAAAGAUUGUAGCUAUCUUCUUUAGGACGUUUCGUUUUGUUACCGACACGAAUGCAGUCAUUGGUGGUGCUGGAACGGAAAGGGUGUCUUCUUCACUGAACCACGAAAUACCUAACGUUUUAGUCACUGGUUGUUCUGCGUUUCGAAUCACCAGUUCAGAUGCUCGAUGCUCUUCUGGAAUAGCUGCCAGAACUUGCUUUGAAUUAGAGACCCAUUUCCUGGCUUCCAUACCAGCAUUCUUCCAUAGCUCUUGCAGUUCCUUUUGAAUAGUCUCGGCUUUGGCUUCGUCCUCGACGCUAUCGAUACUAUCGUCCAUGUAUGUAGACUUCAGAACUGUUUCAGCUGCUAGUGGAUAACGAUCUUGAAAACGACGAGCAUUUUCUUGGGCGACAUAUUGCGCUUCCAUAGGCGCCGAAUUUUUCCCAAAUACGACUCGUGUAAAUUCAUACUCAUCAGGCUCCCAGUCGUUCUCGUAAUCUCGCCACAAGAUUCUAAAGUACGGACGAUCUUUCUCUUCUAUCUCGAUUUGUAAAUACAUCUCUUUUAUGUCGCAGGCAAUUCCAAUUGGAUUUCGCCGAAAACGUACGAGGACAUCGAACAGUUCGGUUUGUAACUUGGGACCAGCAGAGAUUGCAUCGUUCAGCGACACGCCUUCGCACUUUGCCGAGCAAUCGAACACUAUGCGCACUUUAGUUGUUGUUUUGUUUAACUUGACUAUCGGAAAAUGUGGCAGAUACCAAGACGAUGGAGACGACAUUUCUUCGGGAGUCAACUUUCGUAAAUAACCUUUUUCAAUGUACGAUUUUAUUGUUUCUUCGUAUUCUUUCUUAACAAAGUUACCUUUGGUGUUCAAACUUCUUUCGGUGCCUUCCAGACGUUUCACUGCCAUUUCCCGAUUGGUUGGAAGAGUCGGGAAGUCCUCUUUCCACGGGACAGCUAUAGAAUAGCGGGUCCCAUUGUGCGUUAAUGACGACUCCACUUUUUCAAAUGCAUUCUUCUCUUCCUUGGUCAUUACCGCUGAUCGUUUGGUUUCGGUUCCAUAACUUUCAAUUUCCCAAAACUUUCUCAAUGUGUUAUUUACAUCACAGCAAUUAACCUUUGUUUGGUCGCCGUGAGCAUCUCUUGUUAAAAAGGAAUGCAUGAUAAGAUGAGACCUCUUACCAUCCAGUUUUCCGGUCGGUCCAAUGCAGGUCCAUCCAAGAGGACCCAGGCGAGCGAUUGGGCUAUUUGGUGGUCCAUGCACGUCCACCUUCGAAUAAUGCAGAUCAGCAUUGUCCACUCCGAUUAGCAAGUCCACUAGGCCAUUUUGCGCCGGCCUUGCAAAUUCACAUUGUAAGAGAUGAGGCCAUUGCGUCUUCGUUUCAUUCCAGUCUUCAACUUUAUAAGUUCCAGUAACUUGAUGGGGACAAGUUUUUACCUCGAUAACUUUGCCAAAAUCACCAUUGACACUUUCAAUUUCAAUCUUUGCAGGCAUGGACUGAAAUGUUUCCACAGAAUUGUUCAAAACGUGAACUUGAACAGACUGAAACGCUUCUUGAAUACCUAGUAGGUUAGCCACAUGUUCGUUUACGAAUGACUCAUUCGACGCGUCAUCUAGUAUGGCGUUGACCUUGACCUUCUUUCCAUUGUUUUUCAACCAUACAGGAACUGUCCGUAAUGAACACUGCUCUCUGGAGGAUGAGUGGUUUUGUGUCAUCAUUGCCACUUUGUUACUUGGGCCUGCCCCCUCCCGUGAAGCUGCCCCCUCCCGUGACGACUCUGGGGGGGAAGGUGGUAUGGGUGAUGGUGGAGUGACAGGUUGGCGAUGUAGCAAACGGUGAUGAUUGAGCUGGCAUCCAUUCACUUUGCACGGCUGCGAUCUUCGACAAUCUUUACCCCGAUGAUCGUUACUCAAACAGCGAAAACACAGCUGUUUCUCUUUUGCAAAGUUCCAUCGUUGUUCCACCGAUCUUUGUUCAAACUGUCGACAAGCCCAAAUACCAUGAUACGGCCUGCUACAGAAGGCACAAGGAGGCUUUUGUUUUGGGCUUUUGUCUUCGUUAAACGCUGAAUUUCGUUGAUUGUUCGAAGCCAUGAAAAAGGAACUUGGAUUGCUCCUUCCACCUUUCGUUGGAUAUUGCUUUCGAUUAUAUCGCACAGAAUCUUCGGAUUCUAUCCCAUGGUGGCUCAAUUGCUUCAACUCUAAUUGAGACUUCUUCCUUUAACCAGUCUCGUAGACUUAAAACCGAUCUGUCUUUACUGUGCUCAUUCAUCCAUCGUGUGUAAAUUUCUAACUGGUGUCCUGUCAACUUCUUGACCAACAAACUGUACAGCGUUCCAUCACCAAGUUCUCCUACUUUCCCUUCUGCCUGCAACUUAACAACCGUCACUCUUACUAGGUCUGCGAACCUUUCGAAACCUUGAACAUCAGCUGCUCGUAAGGGGUGCAUUCUUUCUAAAUCAUCCAGGUAGGCACGAAGCUGCCUUCUCUGACCUCCGAAUUUUGUAUUUAAAAUCUCCUUCGCCUCCUUAUACUCAGGCCCUGACACACCAAGUCCACGGAUUGAGUCCAGGGCUAUUCCAGUUAAGCUUUGGCGGAGUCUUGCCAUCUUUAAGCUAGUUGGUUCGUUCGACAUAUCUACUAGGCUUACGAACAGUCCCCAAAACUCUUCAAACUUUUUCUUGUCUCCGUCAAAGGUUGGCACCCUCAAUGGCUUCAGCCGACGGUUAAUAACAGUUUCUCCAUGUCCACUACUUGUUGUUGUAACAUCAUGCUGCGGACUAGGGUACCCCGUUGAGGUGGAACUACUGUUCUCGGUAACCGGUUGUUGUAGGUGAUCAUUACCCCCUAAUGUUGCAGGAGCCACAGCCUGGGGCCCCUGGUUUGUGACGUCAUCAGCUAUGUCGAGUUCACCUUCAUUCCCAGUUACGGAAGUGGAAACCCCUUGAUUAUCUGUGACUUCGGUUUCUGCUUCACCCCCUGUGUUUGGGGCAGUUUUCUGUAUGGGUGGACUCAGCACACAGCUUUCUGAUGCACAUUUAACAAUAACAGCCUGCGUCUUUUCAAUGACCUUCUGACAUUCCCCCUCUAACUCAUUCGACUCUUGCAUCACAAGCUUAUGACUUUCGAAAUCUUUCUGUUCCAUGAAAUAUGCAGACAUUUCAUCCAUGAUAACUUGUGUAUCUUCCAGUAUUUGCCACAGUGUCUCUACACGAUGUUCCAGUUCCUGUAUAUCAACCUCCGCCUUUUCAACGAUUAACUUCUCAAGAUGAUGCCUUGCUUUCGUUGUGCUACGUUUACUGGCUCGUUUUCGUCGGUUUAACUCGAUUAGAACUAGCUUUUGUUUAACUUCCUCAUCCGCUUUAGGCUCCUCUGGUAUUUCACUAGGAUCCAGUUCUGUGUCCGACAUGAUAGCAACACUUAAGUUUCAGAUACCAACAAAUUAUGCCAAUUUACUAGAUAUUUUUUCUCCAAGCUCAAAAUGUACAAAAAAGGGUAAACAACACUUUGUCCAAAUAUAGAUCAACAAUUCCAGUAAAAAACUAGCGAACACAAGUUCCCGCACGCUGAACGUUUGUAUAAAAUCCGAUAACUAACAAUAUUCUUGCAUUAAUAAAAAACCCACACUAGCAAAUUCAAUCCGUUAGUUUAUUCCAUAUUCGUUAAUUUAUUCGAUAUUCGUUAAUUUAUUCGAUAUUUCAAAUUUUCAAAACACGCAUAAAUUACUCGCAAUGUCUCCGAUAUUUUUCGAUCUUUUACGAUAUUUAUCACGAAUUAAAACCCACACGCAACCGUAUACAACAAUUCAAGAUUCUCUUACGUCCCAACCAUCGACAAUUCCUCACACUUUUGCGAAAUUAAAUCCAACAACGAUACGAAUACUUCUUGCAAAUGCCGCCUGUCAAUAUUUUUCCAAUACUACGAACGAAAGAUCACGAUUAUAUCAUUAUAAAACUCCAAUGUCCUGGCAGGAUCGCCAAAAAUAUGUUCUCAAGACUCGAAACUCUUUUUAUAAACUUUAAUUUAACAAAAAUAAACGAAAAGAACAAUAAUAAAAGUAAUAUUUCCCUCAUAAAAUCUCACGAACAACGUUUUUCGAACGUCCUUAAAACCCGUUGCCUAGCAACCCCUCAUUGGACAUAGGUUGCCCAAGUUUACUGUUUCGAAAUGUCAACCAUAAAAUGUCAACUACGAAUUAACUACAAAAUACAGUUAUCUUAACAACAGUUUCUAUAAACAAUCUAACGGUGCUCCAACUUAAUAAAUGAUCCAUUUCGAGCUGGGAACGUGAUGUAUAUAGUGGAGUUGUUGGUGAUCUAUUUAAGGAUAUAUGUUGGAAGUUUUAUCUCAGACGCUGCUGAAGUUGGUCAAGCGGAGCCAUAUUGUUUGUGUAAAUCGACUGAUAACUCUAGUAACUCAAGUCUGUUUUCUAUAACAAUGAAUACAUCUGGAAGUUUCAGCUAUCAUUAUAACAAUGGACUUAAUCGAAAUUGGCUUCCUAGAGGCAGAAGAGCUGGGUUUAAAACUAAAAUGAAGGAGGCAGCGAGAAAGUUAAAUAUUCCCGUGAUAGCUCAACCACGGAAAAUUUAUUCAAACUACAACGAUUUUCGGGGAGUAAAUACGAAUAAUUUAGUUGUUAUUCCUGUAGCUGAGACCCAGAAAACAUUUGAGAAUCAAACAAGCUUCGUUCCUAACAUUAUGCUGUCAAAUACUAUGUCUCUGGUCCCAAAGCUGAUUGAAAUACAAGAACUGCUUUUACGGCUAAAUGUCGAAAUUGCAUGUAUAGUCGAAACCUGGCUGAAAAAUCACAUAGACGACACGGUGGUGAAUAUUGAGGGCUACAAUGUGAUUCAGAAAGAUCGUACCUCCCACGAACACGGAGGAGUCUGUAUCUACCUAAAGGACAAUAUAAAAUAUGAAACCAUUGGAGAUCUACAAUGUUGUGAGCAUCAUGAAAUAAUUUGGAUUAAACUAAAUCUUAAACGAAUUCCUCGGGGUUUUUCAUGCAUCAUAUUAGCGGUUGUCUAUUAUCCAGGCCGAACAAGCCCAGCAGAAUCUGAUGCCACGAACAUCAUUAGCCACCUGUUCGACAGUUUGAUGACGGCAGAAUCCAUCUUUCCGAAUUGCGGAAUAAUCAUUACCGGUGAUUUCAAUCGACUUAACCUCAACCAAUUGAAAAACCACUUCAAGCUAAAACAACUAGUUAAAUUUCAUACGAGAGGAACAGCAAUACUUGAUUUAAUUCUGACGAACAUGAAUAAACACUUUUCCACACCUGAAUGUUUCCCUCCGUUGGGUUUGUCGGACCAUAAUACAGUUUUCUUAAAACCAGCAUUAAGAAUCCCAAAUCAGCAUACUCGGAAAACUGUAACAAUACGUGAUAUGCGAGAAAGCAAUAGGGCCCGCCUUGGUCGCUACUUUGCCUGCGUUGAUUGGUCGUGUUUAUAUAGUCAAAAUACCUGCGAAAACAAAUCUAAAGUCUUUAAUGAUCUCUUCACGAUUGGUUUGGAAAACAUCUUACCCGAAAAAUCGAUAAAGAUUUAUCCUACAGACACCCCGUGGAUGUCUGUAAAGUUGAAGAAGUUAAUACACCAGCGCCAGAUCGCCUUCCACAAGAACAAAAACAGUUUAUCAUAUAAGUUCUAUCGUAAUGCAGUAAAUAAGGAAAGGAAAAGAUGUAAAGCAGCGUAUUACGCCUCUAAGGUGAAAGACCUUAAAGGAGUCAACCAACGAAAGUGGUGGGAUGAAAUCAACAAGUUAAGCGGAUCCAAAAAGAAAAAUUCAAAUUUGCAAUGUUCCCUCAACAUCCCCGAAUACAAUGAUAAGACAAACCCAGAAAUCGCCAAUGCCAUCAACGAAGCUCUGUUAGAUCCCCUGCAAGUUUUAAAACCUCUCGAUCCUGAAUCCGCAGAUGUAUUUUUACCGUUGGAAGAAAAUCCUGAAUUCCUCGAAGUACCAGCUUAUCGAGUGUAUAAUAAUUUGAUACACCUGAAUAAAAAAAAGCCUCUGGUCCUGAUGGUGUAUCAAACUGGAUGCUGAAAGACUAUGCCGAGUUCCUAGCGCAGCCAAUUGCGGAUAUAAUAAACGCCUCGUACAAAGAACAAAAACUACAAAAAACUUGGAAACUGGCAGAUAUUACACCUCUCCCCAAAGUAAAGCAAGUUACUGACCCAAAGAAAGAGCUACGACCUAUCUCUCUGACUUCUGCAGUUUCUAAAUUGCAGAAGACUUUGUAGUUUCAGACUAUAUUAGACCAGCUUUAGAGAAGAAAGUAGAUCGUAAUCAAUUUGGCACCGUCUCUGGUUCUUCCACUACGUUAGCUCUAAUAGGUAUGGUGCAUAACUGGCUCGAAGCUACAGACGGUAAUGGAUCUGCAGUACGGGUCAUUUUGUUCGACUACCGUAAAGCGUUUGAUCUCAUAGAUCAUGGCAUCCUAAUCACCAAAUUGAAAGAAAUUGGUAUACCAAACAGCAUCAAAAAUUGGAUAAUCGACUUCCUCUCAGAUAGAUCACAACGAGUGAAGCUUAGUAAGGACUGCCUAUCAGACUGGGGCAAGAUUCCCUCUGGUGUUCCCCAGGGUACCAAACUUGAACCCUGGUUAUUCCUACUAAUGAUUGACGACUUGUCAGUUUCUGAAAUUUUCAACAUGUGGAAAUAUGUCGAUGACACUACAGUAUCGGAAACCAUAUCAAAGGGGCAACACAGCCAUGUACAACAGGCAGUGGACCAAGUUAAUGAAUGGUCAAAGGAAAACUUGAUGCAACUAAACAGUGAAAAGACAAAGGAACUGAUCAUAAGUUUUAGCCGACCCCAUCCUCCACAAUUCUCACCUAGUAUUAUAGACGAAAAUCCCAUUUUGAGGAUAACCAAAGCAAAGUUACUCGGGUUAACUUUUAAAAUAAGACUUUGACUCUUAAAGAAAUUUUAGUUAGUAAAGUAGUUAAGUUGUAAAUUUUUUGUAAAAGUUGCGCAAUUCAGUGUAAAAUUGCAAGGUAACUUAUUAAAUAAUCUAUCUAUCUAUCUAUCUUCUACAGCGGGAAGUGUAUCAGCCAGUUUUUCACCAACUCAGCUUUCUGUUGAUCAGAUGUUAUGAUUUUGCCAUCUAGUCCUUUAAUACCAAGUAUUGGUUUACUCGACAGUUUAUUCGUAGCAUUUUUCAGCAAUCUCCAGUAUGACUUACAACUCUUUACUUCAUUGAACAGGUCUAUGCAGUAUUUAGUUUUGGAAAGUCUUACUUGCGUGUUACUCCAUUUCUCAAUGCGCGGUAUUCCGCAAACAACUCCGGGUUUUGCGAUCUAUCAGAUGGCGAACUUGUGGGGUGAUCCAUGGCAAGGAGUUCUGUCUUACUUUGAUUUGUCUGUAAGGCGCAUGUCUUUCGCAGAUGUUGUUAAAAAGAUGAUCCCACGCCCAGUAAACAUCGUCCGUAUCAUCAAACACGGAACACACAGACCAAGGUUCUUCGAAUUCUUCGAUAUCUUUCCGAAAAUGUUCCAAGUUGAACUUACUGUAGGUGCGUGUGUUGAUAAUCUUUGGUGGAGGUCUUUUUACCUUGGUUACUAAUGAAACGUACACUAACAUGUGAUCGGAAAUUCCUAACUCCAAACAUUUUGUUUCUAUAAUUAUUUCCGGUGUACUGGAAAUUAUAUGGUCAAUGAGGGUUGAGGAUGUUGCUGUAACUCUAUAGUUGACUGAUCGUUCAUUACAGAGUAGUUAAAAUGUUGUAAUAUCCGGAGUAGUUUUUUACCCUGUCUUGACACAAUUUCACCGUUUUCGAACGAGUUAUAUCAGCAUUUAGAUCAGAAAUGAUUAACACAUUUCUGAAUUUACUCCACACUUUUUCCAAAACCGUAUAAAAGCUGUUGAAGAAAUUGUAGUCCGACGGAGGUCUAUAGACAGUUCCUAGUAUAGUUGAGGUCGAGUUAACUGUGAGUUUAAGGAGGUUCCCUACAGUUCCGUGCGGGAUGUUUGCGGGACAAGUACGUGAACUAUCCCACGCAACUGCAUGAUCAAAACAAAACAAAAAUUGACCAUGCUUUUUUAAAAAUAAAGCUAUUUCUGAAAGGUUUCUAAUGGAAAAAAGCGUUGAAUAAUACUUCGUUUUGAGUGCCAAAUCACUUGCGAAUCUAUACAGCAAUUAUACAUAUGAUACGAAUAUCACUAGACCAAAAAAUAGCUACGAAACAAUAUUUUUAAUUUAUGCACUGUCAACUGAUUCAACUGUAAAACAUUUGCAAAAUUGCACACAAACGUUUAAAAAGUUGUUUACUUCUCAAGAAAACGUUCACGUUUUUAAUCGUGUUUCUACAAGAUUAAAGUGAUUAUAUGUAAACGGAAAAUAUUUCAGUUUCAUAGCCUAAUUGUUCAUUUUUUAUAGCAGAAAGUACAAAACCAAACAUGAAACAAAAAACACGUCCACCUGUUAAUAGGCUGUUACAGCUCAUUGAUUGAGUAAACGGCAGGAUUCAAUUAGCUUCAACCUUGUUUUCAUCGAUUUAAUCCUUCACAAUAAUCCUUGGUUGUCCAUAGCACUCAAAUAAAUCGAAAAGUUGACAAAAACAAAACAGUAAAAACAACAUUGCGGCUCGAUUUUGCUGAAUGAAAACUCGUUCUGCGCCCGCGUACAAUCUUUUACUAGUCAGCGACGCUUUUCAAUAGGGGAAUUUCUCGAGUUACACGAGGCUAUUUUCUAACUUUAUUUGCAUUUUACUCAUUAGUUUCAUCGGUGACCUAUCUUCAAAUUUUGGCCACGAAUUUAUUUUGCGGUAAAUUUUAAAAAAUUUCAAAUUUUAAAAAAAUCUGUAGUGUGGAAAUUCCGCAAUAAAUUUUUCGCUUUUAAAAAAAUCACACACUACAGAAAUUUUUUAGACUUUCACCACAGUUGCAGAGCAUCAUUCCUUAUUGAUAUAUGAAAUAAAAAAGAUAGAUCACCGACAUUGUUUUUGAGAUAGCGGCACAUUUAUGGGUUAAAUUGGAAGGCUUUAUGCUGUCGUCAUGUUGCCAUGGGAACAUUGACAUUGUCGAAAUCUAGUUCGAAAUAUUCCUUAGGUGACCAAUAUUGCCACCAAGUCGAAAAGAAUUCGCGUUCUGCACGAAUAAGCCUGUUUUACGGAAUUAUUGCUUAAACAAGAAUAACUGUAGGGAGCCACCUUAAAGUUAAACCAUAUUCCUUCGAUUUCGUGUGUCUCUAGAGAUUUAAGUCGCGAGCAACAAAUGUUAUUUGAAACAUAAACAACGAAACCUCCUCCGGGGCCAUUAUCUCUGUCCUUUCGAACUAUAAUUGUUGGUUAGAAAUCUUUGCUUCAAGGUGCGACUCAGUUAUUGACAGCACAUCAAAACGGCAUACUUUCAAUUCAGCAGUAAUUUAAUUUCAUCCAGUGGCGUGCUGGGUACUAUUUUUCUGGAGGGGCCAGUUGGCUGUCAACCAAUAUGCGCCCCUAUAAUGUUACACUUGAUAAACGAGGGCCUAAGGCACGAGCCGAGUGCCGCAGGUGCGAGGUUUGUCUAGGGCGGUCCGGGGGCAUGCCCCCUGCAAAUUUUUUGAAUUUAGAGUCUCUGAAAUGCCAUUUCCUGGACUUUGGGGGAAGAUUUGACAGAAAUCUGAUGAUCAGGAAACGGCAUUAUAACGUGUCGAAAUUUGCAAUUUGGUUAGAAUUUAGUAGUAGUACUUAAAUUAUGCAAUGCUAACUACUUCCAGCGAUUAAUUUAAUCCCAAUUCUGUUCUCUACUGAUCUACUGCUCUGAACACAUUUACAACUUAAAGCUCUUUUAUACAAUAACACACGCACCCCACGCACAUGCAUUUUAAGGUUUCUUUGCCUGGCUGCCCAAAAGGCAUGUUUCAGCAUUAUUUCAUUACUUACAUUACUCAUGCUUCUUGUGCAAACAACUAAAUUGCAUACACAACUUUACAUCAGUUAUCAUAACUUCAACUAUCUAAUUUGCGCCGCCCUCGUGAUUCGUGAAGCAUAAUAAAGGGCAUAUUAUAAGGGCAUAAUACCAGCAAAAAAGGGCAUAAUUCCCGUGAUCGCUUCGAUCGAAACCUGACCAAUAUUCCGGUAAUGAGACAUUGCCUGUGAUCACUGAUCAUGUUUUUGUAUGAACGAUUUCGUGUGAGCUGUGAGGUAGCAAAUACGGUUAGGCAAAAUAGUCUGUAAUUUAAUAUAUGUCGCCUAUGCGCUUAGCCUGUUUUAUACUGUAGCCUAUAAACACGUCUUUUCUUGGCGGAAGUAACCAUAUUUUUUCGAGAAUGUGUUUUUUCCCACCCACUUUCAAAAUUCGGCGCCCCAUUUUCAUUUUUGCGCCCCCCAAGAAUCGCCAGCUGGGGGGGCCGUGGCCCCCCGGCCCCCCCCCUGCCAGCACGCCACUGAUUUCAUCUAGUUUGUUCCGGAGACUAUGAAUAUUGAUGUGUGCAAUUCGUAGGUUGGUUGACGAGUUGUCUAACGAAUGAACAAACUGUUCUAAAUAAUCUUUGCGACUGUCAACGCUUUGUGUACUAGGGCCGGGAUUUAACUCAAUGGCACCAGAGAGUUACAGAAUUUGCUUUGAAGCAAAAGAAUUUGAAUAAUACGCAAUACAACAAUCUGAAAACUUCCUUUUUGCGAAAUUACCAUAGAGUAUUGUUCUCGAAUUCACACAGUUUAUUUGAUAGAGUUGCUGAGAUUUUGAUAAAACAUAAUUAUAUAGUGUUGCGAGAAAGUUCUUCUGGCACUAUUAAAACACAGAACGUAACUAGAAAGCCAAGUACCGUUAAUUUCUUUGAUAGCUUGUAUCCAGUCCCUCUUUUUCUCAUUCGCGUGCGCAAACAAUUGCGCAGAAGAAACGGUUUUAUUACGUAAGCAUACUGAAAAACCAAUAACAAACAAAUUCUCAAAACAUAAACACACAUUUUCCAAGAUACUUUUCCAUUAAACAGUAAAACACGAAGAUAUCCAGUACAUCCAUAGACAAGCACUUUACACACCAGAUUCAACAACAUUUUUAUGCAAAAAUGUCCAAAUUAAGUUACAAAGCAAAAAUGUGCAAAAUAAGUUUCUGCACGCUCACGCGAUCACGUCACAUAUAUAUUUGGGAAAUUGAUAAUUUUGUAAUUAAAAGUGAUAUUUUGAGGGGAUUUUCAUUUGCAAAAAUAUUCUUGAAAAAUUAUCGUGUUAAAAUUAUCUAUCGUGUUUUCUUUCUAGUAGAUAGAAAAUAAGACACCUUUUUCGUGAUACAAUUCAGAUACAAUAGCGCGCUGAAGUCCGAUGCUUUCAAUUCGAGGCUAGUCCUGGGUACGAGGUUGAAUGGCAACUUUCAAACAGCUUUGUAGGGCACGAACAAAUUAGUUCAACAAAAUGUUCGUUUUUUAGUUUCAAACAAAUUUCAGAAAAUAUCCAAAAAUUAAAGCAAGGAGAAUUCAAGGAAUUUCAAGGAUUCGCAAGGACUUUCAAGUUUUGCACGAUCCCUGUCAAAAGCGUUUAUAUUCAUGAUUUAUAAAGGGUUGGGGGAAAAUACGGGCAAGGCAGACCCUCCCACACAUGCAUAGCACCGCCGUAUCAUAACACUGUAGUGCACUAGUGCCAUAGUACCCUAGAACUUUACCGUUUGUUUGCUUGCUUGCCCGCCCGUUUGCUUGCCCGUUUGUUUGUCUGUCUGUCUGUCUGUCUGUCUGUCUGUCUGUCUGUCUGUCUGUCUGUCUGUCUGUCUGUCUGUCUGUCUGUCUGUCUGUCUGUCUGUCUGUCUGUCUCUGUCUGUCGUGUGUUUGUCUGUCCGUGUGUCUGUCUGUCUGUCUGUUUGUCUGUCCGUGUGUUUGUCUGUCCGUGUGUUUGUCUGUCCGUGUGUUUGUCUGUCCGUGUGUUUGUCUGUCCGUGUGUUUGUCUGUCCAUGUGUUUGUCUGUCCGUGUGUUUGUCUGUCCGUGUGUUUGUCUGUGCAUUUGCGUUUGCGUUUGCGUUUGCGUUUGCGUUUGUGUUUGUCUACCGGUGGACCAGCAUGUCAGCAUUUCGUUAAAUGUUUUAACCACAAUAUUUUGUUGUAUACCAUCUCUAAAUUUUGCAAGACAGUUUGCAUACGAAUGAGAACAACUUUAAGUACUAGUUAAAAUAUGAGUAGCUGAUCGUUGUGGGCAUUUAAUGCCCAUACUUGUAAAAUGAAUUUAUUUGUUUACUUUAUUAGUAUGCUCUGCCCAUGGGGACAAUCUCACGCUUCAUUAGGAUGCUAUUAAAACUUAAAUUAGUAUUGUUAACUUUCGUAAACAUCCAUGCUUCUCAAUUAGUAUUGUUAACUUUCAUAAACAUCCCUCUUACACGAUUUUCUGAUCUUUAAUGCGGUUUACAAGUGUGCACAUGUGACUUGAAUACCGCAUCGCGAUUUGUUUGUGGCCUUAUUAUGGCCUUAUUAAUUAUUCAUGAAUAUUACAAUAGUCAGACAAUAACUUUUCCAAAGUCAUGUUUUUGCUCGCUACUCUGGUUUAUAUGAUGAAUACAAAACCCAGUCGAAUUGUAAUCAAGACCCAACGUUUCGACACUCCAGUCUAGUGUCUUCAUCCCCAAGGGAUACGUCAUCUGCCAAUAAGAUGCAUGUAUUCUUUUGGCAAAUAGGCACUGCCAUCCCUAUUCAAAGCAUGAUUAGUUUUGCACUCAGUUUUUCUGAUUCAAUAUUCUCAAGGGUGAAAAAAUGUGUACAUUAUAUUAACAUUUAACUGUUGUACAAUACAUCUGUACCAUAACGUUUGUGAUGUGACCCUAUACCUUUCGUGCGUGUCGUGUCAAUACUAGAACUUUGCGGGCAAGCCGAUUUUCCACGAAUUGCGACCACAAAUUGACUCCUAAGAUGAGCUAGCUCAUCGUAGUUGAGUAUGUGUAGGUUGCAUAUGCUGUGUACUGAAUAUUAAACACUGAGGUAGGAGAAACCUUGAUAUAUUUUAUUCAAUAUAAAGUUUCGAGCUAAUAUGGCUAAUAUGAAACAACUAAAGUCCUAAAUAAAAUACCAAAUAUUUUACUCAAGGCAGGGCCGUCCUCAGGAAAUUCUUCAGGGGGGGUGUAAUUCAAUUCAACCGACUGGUUCAAAAAAUUUUUUCCGGAACGAAAUUUUUUUGGUCGCCGAAAAAAUUUUGUCAGUGUACCAUUUUAGGGGUCCAAAAAAAUUUUUCCGGACGUACAAAAUUUUUCCGGAACAUUCAAAAAUUUUUCGCACAUAGCAAAUUUUGGGUACAUCCUCGGGUAGAAGAAUUUGCAUCACAGACUACGUCAUCAGUUAGUUAUAGCGAUUAGUUUUGAGGUUAGGGUAAGGGUUAGGGUAAGGGUUAGGGUUAGGGUGAGGGUUAGGGUAAGGAUUAGGCUUAGAGAUAGGGAUUUGGUUAUAUCUGACGCCACAAACAACACAACUAGCCGAUCACGUGAUCACUUCUCCUCUACCCGAGGAACUACCCCAAAUUUUCAACAUUUUUUAACAUUUUUCCAAAAUUUUUACAUUUUUCCUCAAAAUUUUCCUAAAAUUACCACCACGUUCUUGCCCUUUGCGCCAAAAAUAUUUAACCCAAGUAGCAGUUCUACCGACUGAAUAGCAGUCCUACCGACUGAAUAGCAGUCCUGCCGACUAAAUACAAUUACUGGGGGGGUGUCACACCCCCCCACACCCCCCCGUAGCUCCGGGCCUGACUCAAGGGCUAUGUAAAUAAACAUAUCUUCAAAAAUGUCUCAAAACCUUCAUUUCCACCAAAUUCUGUCGUUAAAUAUUAAUAUUAUCUCACAAUAUUUACGCAUGCAGAAGAAAAAUACAGUCGGUACUUUUAUAAGACCACCUAUGCUAAAACCCCAACAAACCACAAAUAGUUAAUAGCGAUUAGCUGCUAAUCAAUUUCUAUUCUAUUAAUUAAAUUUCUAGGAAAAAAAUUGUUAUGGCAGAAUCAUUGUUGGAAGUUGCGAAGGCUCUAACUGUUAAUGUAUCGUGUAACCCUGUUGGUGGUAACUUUUCAAUCAAUAUCAGCACUGACAAUGUGCAAGUAGCACGAGAAGUGUGCAAGACUGUAACCACACUAGGUGCUCUUUAUUUUGGUUAUAAAUUAUUAAAACCAUUAAUCGAGAGUGCGGUUACAAGAGGUCUUGGUGGUGAACGAGAUGACCAAGAAGUUCGAGGUAUCCGACCAGGAUCUUUGCAUGUUCGAUUACAUUGUUUUACAGACGAAAGAUUUCUGGAAGUCUUAGCAGAUUAUGAAUCAGGAAGGAUGAAAGAACGCUUGCAGGAAGAAUUUUCGCAGAUUGGAAUUAAAGUAGAAGGACUGAAGGUGGAUAUUGAAAACAUGGUAGAGGUGAACGAAACAAAGAAAGCAAUAAGCAAGAGGUAUGAUAAAUGUUUUACGAAAAAUAUAACUCGUGCUGCGAGCUCGGUCUUAAAUUCCAAUGAUAGAUUUCCCACUCGGUUUUUAGCCUCGUCCACAGUCCCAAACUAUGUAACUUUUCCCUGAGGUAUAAUUAAUUAAUAGAUUUGCUAACAAAGUCAUGCAAAAAUAGUAAUGUCUUUUCUACCUAGAGAAAACUUUAGAUUAGGAAAAUGGUAUACAAAUAGUUAAAGUAACAUCUUAACAUUGUUUUAACGCAGAUCUUUCAACAAGGACCAACAAGGAUCAACACAAUACUCUAUGAAAGACUAUCAGACAGCCCUAGAAUCACAUCAACAUGCUCUUCAAAUCAGAUUAAAACGGUUUGGAGAAUAUCAUGCUGACACAGCUAAAAGUUAUCACGUCAUUGGAGUCACACAAAAUAACAUGAAAGAUUAUAAGUCUGCAUUAGAGUCACAUCAACAUGCUCUUCAAAUCAGAUUAAAAUUGUUUGGAGAAGAUCAUGCUGACACCGCUCAAAGUUAUCACAACAUUGGAGUCACUCGCAGUUGUAUGGAAGAUUACAAGUCUGCAUUAGAUUCACAUCAACAUGCUCUUCAAAUCAGAUUAAAAUUGUUUCGAGAAGUUCAUUCUGACAAAGCUGAAAGUUGUCAUGAGAUUGGAGUAACACAAAAUAAAAUGAAAGAUCAUAAGUCUGCAUUAGACUCACAUCAAUAUGCUCUUCAAAACAGAUUAAAAUUAUUUGGAGAAGAUCAUGUUGACACAGCUAAAAGUUAUCACGCCAUUGGAGUCACACAAAAUAACAUAAAAGAUUAUAAGUCUGCAUUGGAAUCUCAUCAACAUGCUCUUCAAAACAGAUUAAAAUUAUUUGGAGAAGAUCAUGUUGACACAGCUAAAAGUUAUCACGCCAUUGGAGUCACACAAAAUAACAUAAAAGAUUAUAAGUCUGCAUUGGAAUCUCAUCAACAUGCUCUUCAAAUCAGAUUAAUAUUAUUUGGAGUCACUUCAACAUGCUCUUCAAAUCAGAUUAAAAUUGCUUCGAGAAGACCAUGCUGACACGGCUAAAAGUUAUCACGUCACUGGAGUCACACAAAGUUGGAUGGAAGAUUACAAAUCUGCAUUAGACUCACAUCAACAUGCUCUUCAAAUCAGAUUAAAAUUGUUUGGAGAAGAUCAUGCUGAUACAGCUGAAACUUAUCAUAGCAUUGGAGUCACAAAAAGUUGGAUGGAAGAUUACAAGUCUGCAUUAGAGUCACAUCAACAUGCUCUUCAAAUCAGAUUAAAAUUGUUUGGCGAAGAUCAUGCUGACACAGCUGAAAGUUAUCUCGACAUUGGAGUCGCACAAAAUGACAUGAAAGAUUAUAAAUCUGCAUUAGAGUCACAUCAACAUGCUCUUCAAAUCAGAUUAAAAUUGUUUGGAGAAGAUCAUGUUGACACAGCUAAAAGUUAUCACGUCAUUGGAAUCACACAAAAUAACACCAAAGAUUAUAAGUCUGCAUUAGAGUCACAUCAGCUUGCUCUUCAAAUCAGAUUAAAAUUGUUUGGAGAAGUUCAUGCUGACACAGCUGAAAGCUAUCACGACAUUGGAGUCACACAAAAUAACACCAAAGAUUAUAAGUCUGCAAUAGAGUCACAUCAGCUUGCUCUUCAAAUCAGAUUAAAAUUGUUUGGAGAAGUUCAUGCUGACACAGCUGAAAGUUAUCACGACAUUGGAGUCACACAAAAUGACAUCAAAGAUUAUAAGUCUGCAUUAGAGUCACAUCAACAUGCUCUUCAAAUCAGAUUAAAAUUGUUUGGAGAAGUUCAUGCUGACGCAGCUGAGAGUUAUCACGAUAUUGGAGUCACACAAAAUGACAUCAAAGAUUAUAAGUCUGCAUUAGAGUCACAUCAACAUGCUCUUCAAAUCAGAUUAAAAUUGUUUGGAGAAGUUCAUGCUGACGCAGCUGAGAGUUAUCACGAUAUUGGAGUCACACAAAAUGACAUCAAAGAUUAUCUGCAUUAG
Molecule: messenger RNA, 19229 nt
Organism: Paramuricea clavata
Lineage: Eukaryota; Metazoa; Cnidaria; Anthozoa; Malacalcyonacea; Plexauridae
Source: the annotation of a GenBank genome assembly